This is a messenger RNA of Musa acuminata subsp. malaccensis (wild Malaysian banana), 1921 nucleotides long. Its product is annotated as ribosomal lysine N-methyltransferase 4. Gene Ontology annotation, molecular function: protein-lysine N-methyltransferase activity. The record is from RefSeq and is a predicted model, not a curated record. Gene Ontology annotation, biological process: peptidyl-lysine monomethylation. NCBI's taxonomy places the organism in Eukaryota, Viridiplantae, Streptophyta, Magnoliopsida, Zingiberales, Musaceae.
CGCUAAGCUCCCAAAGCGGCAUGGCCGCCUCGGUUCCCCACCAACAAGAAGCUAAGCUUCACUGCUUCCUCCAAUGGCUUCAGCGAACAUCACUUCUUGGAACGGAAUCGUAGGCCAACAGUGUGGAGCUGCGAGGCUGCUGCAUCCGAUACUGUGGACCCGACAAGGGCUUCGGCGUCUUCGCCACCACCGGCAACAUUGGCGACGGUAUCGUCAUGGUUGUUCCGCUCGAUUUGGCUAUCACGCCCAUGAGGGUUCUCCAAGACCGGUUGGUUGGGCCGAGAUGCAGGGCCUUGUUCGAGGAGGGCGACGUCGACGACCGUUUCCUCAUGAUGGUGUUUCUUAUGGUGGAACGCGUGCUUCCGAACUCGGUGUGGAAGCCGUACCUUGAUUUGCUUCCAAGCACCUUUGAGAGUACUCUUUGGUUUACGGAAGAUGAACUUGCUGAGUUGAGAGGAACAACAUUGUACCGAGCCACAUUGGUACAGCAAAAACAAUUGAGAGCUCUAUUUAAUGACAAGGUCAAAAGCCUCGUUGAGGAGCUUCUGCAAACCGACAGAGAUUCAGAUAGAACCAUUGAAGUGCAGUUCGAAGACUUCCUUUGGGCAAAUUGCAUAUUUUGGACUAGAGCUUUGAAUAUACCAUUUCCUCGUUCUUAUGUCUUCCCUGAGUCACUAGAUGAGCAAGGCAAAAGUUCUCUGUCCUGUAGCAGUGAAGCCGAUGCUACUGUAACUGGAAAUUCUGGUGAAACAUCUAUUCAUUCACUGAACGUCAAAAGUGAGGAUCAUGUUAUCGUGGAGAACACGGCUGAUGGUGCUUACAAAUUAGCCAGUGCAGAGACUGUCUGGGUUGAGGGCCUUGUUCCUGGAAUUGAUUUUUGUAAUCAUGGUUUGAAGGCAGCUGCAACAUGGGAGGUUGAUUCAACGGGAGCUGUGACUGGAGUUCCUGCUUCUAUGUAUCUCAUUCUUGCUGAUCAGCAAAAUUUUGAAGUUGGGAAGGAGAUAUGUAUCAGCUAUGGUAACAAAGGCAACGAGGAGCUGUUGUACCUUUAUGGGUUUGUUGUUGAUAACAAUCCAGAUGAUUAUCUCAUGGUUCAUUAUCCCAUUGAAGCAUUAAAGAGUGUUUCAUCAUCAGAUAGCAAAGCGGAACUUCUAGAAGCUCAGAAAGCUGAACUGAGAUGUCUCUUACCUAAAAGUUCGCUCAAUCAUGGUUUCUUCAGUGAAAGAAAUGAAGAUAGUAAGAAAAGCUUGGUCGGCCAGAGCUAUAAUUAUAGCUGGAGUGGUCAGCGCAAAGUUCCUUCAUAUUUGAGCAAGCUGGUUUUCCCACAAGAGUUCCUUGUGGCUUUGCGGACUAUUGCAAUGCAGGAACAUGAGCUUAGGCAAGUUGUUUCAUUACUAGAAGAGCUUGGUGCAUCUGGGGAGGAAAGACAACCAUCUGAUAAAGAUAUACAAACAGCUAUAUGGGAAGUCUGUGGGGAUUAUGGAGCCUUGGAACUGCUUGUUGAACUUCUUCGCAUGAAGAUGAUGGAACUUGAAGAGGGAUCUGGAACAGAAGAUUAUGAUGAUGAAAUUCUUACAAAUUUCUCCAUCAUGAAACUUGAAGAUGUUGAGAGGAGCAAAAGGACAAGUGAAGGGGUGUCAAUGAGCAGAACUCGAUGGUCCUGUGUGGUGUAUAGGAAAGGCCAAAAGCAGCUCACUCGCCUGUUUCUGAGGGAAGCCGAACAAGCACUGGAGCUCUGUGCAAGAGAACAGCCAUAAGCAAUGCUACCUUCUUAGCUGCUGCUUCAUCUAUAAACUUUUCUACCUUAGCUUAUUAGUUCACUAGAAAGAGAUCCUUUUUGACAUUAAAGUAAUAAGCUAUUUACAUUGUUCUUUUAGAAGCUGUUCUCACAAUUGAAUUUGUCAAACUGGCUUAAUCCUCA